Messenger RNA from Heterobilharzia americana, 2796 nucleotides. The record is from the annotation of a GenBank genome assembly. Lineage: Eukaryota; Metazoa; Platyhelminthes; Trematoda; Strigeidida; Schistosomatidae.
AUGGAUUUAAUACGAAAUACCUGUCCCCCUGAGUUAAAUAUUGGUCCAGAUUCCACAUGUACUGUAGUUGGUCAAACACCAAACAAUUUACACAGUCCUUCAACCUUAUCGUCAGUCGCUUCUACACUUACUGCACAGACUGCAGUAUCAGGCGGUUCUAUGAAUAUCCUGUCAGCUGUUGUUUCUGUUGCACGUAGACGUCAUGCUACCUCGUCUAUUCCUGAUGUGACUGCUAGCAGUAGUAGUAGCAAUAAUUUCUGUAAUCCUUCUCAUAUUAAUUCAGAACUCAAAGAAAAUAAGAAUAUUAAUAAUUUCCUACGGUUGUUUCAGGACUGUGGACGUAUCCCACCUCUUACGGCUGCCGCUAAUCCUCACUUUCCCAUGUUGACAUUUUACAUCGCUAUGUAUAUUGAAAUGUUCAGCUUACCCUUUAGAGCUUGGCAAGAAGGCUCUAAGUGUUGCACAGCAAAUAAGGAGUCAGAUCCAACAAAAUCUUUGUUGUUAAAUAACGACACUGGACAAAAAUUCCCUCACCCAAAUUCAAGUAUUGCAUCCAGUGAAACCACUUUAGUCAAUGAGCAAUUAUCAAAACGACUACAACGCUAUUCAGCUAUCAAACAAGCCUGCCGUCAUCUUCAUACAAUUUCUACACCUAUAUUAUUCUGUCCUAAAACACGUUCAAAAAUUGUACAGCUAAUGAAAGAGGAAGAAAAUGCUAUGAAAAGAACAGCUCAGUUAUACUUUAGUACUACUGUCAAUCGUCGAUGUUGUCAUCGUGGUCAGUGUUCUGAUGCAUCACGUAGGUCUUCCAGUUCAGUGAAAAACGGAUAUUCCAAUGUUAUCGACAUACCUGAUUAUCCUGUGACAAAAUUUCUAGAAGACUUAUCGUGUCUCGCUCAAAAAAUACCACUUUUUUCUCGAGGCUAUUUGUGCUGCUUUCCUGUUACAUGCCAUGUUAGCUUGUGUCUACGGCCAGAUCAGGUAUUUCACCAUCUCAUAGAAGAACACGCUUCUUACGGUGUAGACAUUGUGCGCAUGAGCAGAAGUGAAUGUUCUAUUGCUCAAACAAAUCCACCGUAUAACAAACAUUUAUCAUAUAAUUUUGCUUUAGUUGAACAAUGUCAUCCUGGGCAAGAAUCUUCAUUCAGAUCCAGUUCAGAACAUCAACCAAAAUAUCAGCCGUCUUCAAACUUCAGAACAUUUUCUGAAUCACAUUCUAUUUCAACCGGCAGCAAAGAACAAUCAUCUAAAUAUUCAGCUUUGGGAAUAGCUAAUGCACAUCAUAUCGUUGAGGACCUAACUAAACUUGAUAGAAAUUUUCCCAUUCCCAUUCAUUACCACAACCUUAUUCAGUUACAGGCAUCGUUAUCACCAAUCGAUGGGUCUAUUACUAAUCGACUACUUCACUUGAUUGUAUAUUUAAUUGUUUUAGACUCAAAGCAUGAAUUCCCCGAGUUCAGACUUGCAAAACUCAAUUCAGGUUCUUGUAUACAAUGUCCAGUUGAUUGGCCAGCUGUUCCUCCAUGUUUGGACCCCUGUUCAUUUUCCCAUCAGUUACAUUCGUUUCAUCGAAGUCCUAAAUCAUUUGGUAUUGAGGAUACGGAUAUAUCAAGUUUGAUAGCAGAACCAUUUUUUCAGAACUUUAGUAUACCCUUGACAACCAAUAAUAGCGAUCAAAAAAUCUCGAAGCAUUCUGAAAAUACUUCCGAUAAUGACAUACGAUGGCAUAUGUCUUAUUUGAGCAUGUGUCCAUCACAUCAAGUUCAAUUACUCCGUGUACUUAGAAUAUCUCAGUCGAUUCUGGAAUCGCGUAUUACACAGCUAAUUGCUCGUUCUGGUGUAGACUGUCAUAAAAACUUGCUCUGGUACAAGCUAUUCGAUACUAAUUCUUCAUUGGCCACACAAAUUCUCUCAACUAGCGGUCAGUCUUUGUCUCAAAAUACUGUUGACUCUAAUUGUCAAAUGGAAAAGACACCGUCUAUUAAUUUAGGCGCUAAUUCAAAUCCGGUAGACAGCUAUGUAUGUCCUGUUCUCAAUCAUCAAAGUUUGUCUAUGCGUGAAAUUGAAGAACUUGUCGAUUCUGCACCAUUUCAACUGGAUAUUCUACGUUUGGAUCCUCGUCUACAUGAAUUAUUCAAAGUUGGUGCAUGUCAUUUAAAUACUAUCAGUGUGCUGUUAAACAGGGAAUUUGUUAACUCACAACAAAAUAGCCAUCAUCAAACUGAUCAAAUGAAAAUGAACACUAAUCCAAAAUUAUAUAAAUGUUCUACAUCGGAAACCAUAUCAUGUAUCGCCUAUAGAUUUAGUCAUUCCAUUGAAGAUAAGAUGGAUAAUGGAUCAGACGGCCACGGGGAAUGUCGUCAAUGUCUAAAAAAUUAUAUGGUCCUGCUAUCACCGUCUUUCACCGAAGGUCUUAUAUUUCUUAGCUGGUGUGAGACCAGUGAUAACUGCGUUCCCAGUGAAGGUUCUACUGUGCAUACAGCAAGUGGAUCGUCUACUGUCAUCAAAAGUGGUCAUAUUGAUGACCGUCGUGGUAAUAAAGACAAUUCAGCUACCACUCUGAGCGAUACUACACGUAUAACAAUGGCAUGGAACACAAAGAAAUACAAAGACUUUCAGUUCCGUGCAGUUUUUCGUGCUGUUGGUGAUCCUACUAACCCAUCAUCAAUGCGUAGACUGGUUGAUUCUGACAUUGAAAUACAAAACCUAUUCUUUAAGACAUCAACAUUAGCUUUGGUAGCUACCAAUCUUAUUGAAAAACUUAGUGUUUUAGUUUGGAGAACACUGCAUAAUUAA